Molecule: messenger RNA, 5073 nt
Organism: Labrus bergylta (ballan wrasse)
Lineage: Eukaryota; Metazoa; Chordata; Actinopteri; Labriformes; Labridae
Gene: smg5
Product: SMG5 nonsense mediated mRNA decay factor
Biological process (GO): nuclear-transcribed mRNA catabolic process, nonsense-mediated decay
Cellular component (GO): telomerase holoenzyme complex
Molecular function (GO): protein binding; telomeric repeat DNA binding; telomerase RNA binding
Source: RefSeq, a predicted model, not a curated record
GUCACUGCCUGAUAGGAAUAAUGGCCGCCUUCCUAGCAAUGGCUGGAACAGGGAACAACACAAGAAGCAUAUUAGAGCGUUAUAGCUGACCAGGAAUAGCACAAAUCACCGGCCCCCCCUCUAAUCCGAUUUUCAGAACGGAUGGGUAGAGGGGGUACAGCCAAAGGACACGAGAAACGAAAGAGACUCGGAGGGAGAGGGAGGAAAGCUAACAGAGCUAGCGCUAGCUGGCUAUCAACACGGUUGUCACUGCCGGGGGAACAAACCCCGAGUAGCCCUGACAACUGUGUGUCGGGACGGCUGAAGGAAACGGUGACCAAAAAAAACCCGGUCCUGUAGCUAAUAUGAGCGGACCAGGGCAGGACAGCGAGCCAGAGGCGAAAGUCCUGCUCAUAAAGAGGCUUUACAGGGCUGUCGUGGAGUCUGUGCACAAGCUGGAUGUCAUCAUCGGCACCAAAUCAUCCUACAGAGAGGUCUUCAAGCCAGAGAAUAUCAGCCUUCGCAACAAGCUGAGGGAGCUCUGUGUGAAACUGAUGUUUCUCCACCCUGUUGACUACGGCCGUAAGGCUGAGGAGCUGCUCUGGAGGAAGGUUUACUAUGAGGUCAUCCAGGUUAUCAAGACCAACAAGAAGCACAUCCACAGUCGCAGCGCUCUGGAGUGUGCCUACCGCACGCACCUGAUUGCCGGAGUUGGUUUCUACCAGCACCUGCUGCUCUACAUCCAGUCACACUACCAGCUGGAGCUGCAGGACUGCAUCGACUGGACCCACGUCACAGACCCACUGAUUGGCCGGAAGAAACCAGUGUCAGCCACCCCCAAGGAGAUGGAGUGGGCACAGAUGGCCUGUCAUCGCUGUCUGGUCUACCUCGGAGAUCUAGCCCGUUAUCAGAAUGAACUUGCUGGCGUGGAGGCUGAGCAGCUGGCAGAAAGGUUUUACCACCAGGCCCUGUCCGUCAUGCCACAUGUCGGAAUGCCUUUUAACCAACUGGGCACACUGGCAGGGAGCAAGUUCUACAACGUUGAAGCAACCUACUACUACCUACGCUGCAUUCAAUCAGAAGCCCCCUUUGAAGGGGCCUACGGCAACCUGAAGCGCCUGUUUGACAAAGCUGCUAAGAUGUACCAUCAAGUGAAGAAGCAGGAAAUGAAGAAGUUGUCUCCAUCGCGACAAAGAUCAAAAGACAUUAAGCGUCUCCUGGUGAGCUUCAUGUACCUUCAGAGCCUGCUGCAACCCAAGAACAGUUUAAUGGAGACGGAGCUGACGUCACUCUGCCAGUCGGUGCUGGAGGAUUUCAACCUGGUGCUGUUCUACCUGCCGCCGCCCACGCACGGUGCUGCUCACCACCCUCCCAGCGAGGAGGAGGAGGAGCCGCAGCACACCGACAGCGCCUGUCCGGUGUUGCCCGACACACUCGUCUUCAAAAUGGUGGUGACAUGUCUGAUGGUGGUGCACAGCCUGAAGAGGGGAGGAUCAAAGCAGUACAGUGCAUCCAUCGCUUUCACUCUGGCGUUGUUCUCCCAUCUGGUGAACCAUGUCAACAUCCGGCUGCAGGCUGAACUGGAGGAAGCGGAGAGCCAGGUGCCGCCACUUCACACAGACGCUGCAGAUGACUUGGAGACGAUGGAUUCGGCGGCUCCAUCAGCAGAUCGAUCUGAAGAGAAGCCUCUGCAGAACGGCUCCCUGGAGCAAGAAGAUGAGGAUGAGAAGGACGAAGAUGGCUGUGAAAGAGUCGGUGCCAAAAAGCAAAGCAGUGUGGAAGAACAGCGAAAGACUGAAGAGGACAAGCAGAGACAGAAGAAGAAGUACACCCGCCUCUCUAGACUCCGCCGGCGCCGCUGUGCCCGCAAGGACACCCGAGGAGAUGACGAAAGCGACCUGAGCGAAGGCUUUGAGAGCGAAGAAGAUGAAGACGAGGAUGAAGAGAGGAGGGGCCACACUGAUUCAACAGGUGGCAACAUGGCUGGAACACCCCCCAAUCCUCCAACCAUCAGGAAGGGGACUAAAAGAGACCCCCUGGCUGAGGAGGGCAGCUGGGGGAGUGGAUCAGAGGAAGAGGAGGAAGGAGGCACGGCGUUUGAUGUAGAGACCGACUCAGACAUGAACAGCCAGGAGUCUCGAUCCGAUCUGGAAGACAUGGAGGACGCCGAAAACUCAGACAACACAGAGAAUCAGACAAAGGAGCACCAGGAGGAAGAGGAAGACGAAGAGCAACCCAAGGAAGAAGGAGGGGACAGAGACGGCGAUACGCCUCCGACCACUAACGGGCCCCUCCUGCCUGGAGACUCUAGCAUCAGCAGCAACCUGCAGGCCAUGUCCUCCCAGCUCUUCCAGGCCAAGCGUUGUUUCAGACUGGCGCCGACCUUCAGCAACAUGCUCCUGAAGCCUCAAGCUACGUCUCCCUCUGGCGUUCCCACCCCUAUUGACUCGUCUGCUCCCCCCUCCCAAGAGACACCUCCUCCACCUGAGGAUCCAUCCUGCGAUAAGAACCCUGGAACCGCCAAUGGAACAAAUGAAAACGACCUGGACUCUGAUUCUGAAGGCAGCCAACACAGUACUCCGUCAGUCCACAGUGAGAAAACCCUCUUAGAGAAGCUGGAGAUCCUGACCAAUCAGGGCUUGAUCCAGGUGGUGAAGGUCUUUAUUGAUUGGCUUAGGACAAACACCGACAUUAUCCUCAUGUGUGCACAGAGCUCUCAAAGCUUGUGGAACCGACUGUCCGUGCUGCUCAACCUGCUUCCAGAUGGCAGCAAGAUGCUCGAGGCUGAGCUCGGUCUAAACACAGAAGUGACAGAGCUCAUUAAUGAAUGUGAGCAUCCCGGUUUGGUCCAAAGUCUUCUGCUGCCCGAGGAUUUGGCUCUGCGACACCUGCCUGCUCUCAGCGUAGCUCAUCGCCGCCUCGAUUUCAGCCGACGCAACCCCUCGCUCAGCCCCUUACAGGAGUGUGUGGUGCGAGUGUGUUGCAUCCGCAGCUUUGGCCAUUUCCUUACAAAUCUCCAGGGCAACGUGCUGCACUUCAACCCGGAGGCGGGCAUCUUCACCAGCAUCAGCCAGUCUGAACAGGACAAUCUGGUGCAGCAGGCCAAGGCCCAGUUCCGAAUGGCCGAAGAAGAGGCUCGACGAAAUCGCUUAAUGAGGGAUAUGGCCCAGCUCCGACUACAGUUGGAGGUGUCGCAGCUAGAGGGCAGCCUUCAGCAGCCCAAGGCCCAGUCGUCCAUGUCUCCCUACCUGGUGCCAGACACAGCUGCUCUCUGUCAGCAUCUGAACCUCAUCAGACAACUGGCGGGCAGCGGCUGCUUCAUCAUCAUCAUCCCACGGACGGUGAUCGAUGGACUUGACCGGUUGAAAAAGGAAAACGCUGGUGCGAGGGACGGCAUUCGCUUCCUGGAGUCUGAAUUCCGUAAAGGCAACAGGUACAUACGCUGCCAGAAGGAAUCAGGUCGAAGUUUUGAACGAGAUAAACUGAAGCGUCAAGACAUCGAAGCCUGGCAUUUAUACAAGAUGGUGGACAGUUGCCGUCAGCUGACCGUCUCCCAAAGCAACGGAGAUGAAGACACAGCCGGCAUGGUGACCAUUCUCACCGGCCAUCAAGUGGAAGAGCUUUGCACUCAGUCUGCAGCCAUGAAGACGACGAUCCAGGCGGUGGGCUCGGCAGGCAUGGAGCUGAAGAACAUCGUGGCGUUCUACCGGCAGUGGAAGGAGAUCGGCUGAAGGGUCAAAGAGGGGGCAGCAGUCGGCGCUGCAAACAGCUGAUCGAUCACAACACUCGCUCCCUCUUUCUCUCUCCCACUCUUUUGCUCUGUGUGUAUCUACAUCUCCAAAGGCAUAAAAAAAACAACUCAAAAGAAAGCUGAAUCGGAGGAAGGAGUUAAAAGCUUAGAGGGGUGGAAAAAGAUAUAACAGUGGAGUGAAAAAAAAAAAGGAAAAGAGAAACACGGGCGGGAAACGGCGCUAUAAGAAACAGCAGAUGUCCCCACCUCCCACUCCCAAUUCUAAACAUAUAGAGUGACCUCUAGUGGUCGGAGUGAGGAAAACGGUGGGGGAAGGCUCCACACAAGUUUUAAGUGCCCCUGGUUCACUACCUAACCAGGAAUACACUGUAUAUGUUAGCAAACGAGUACCUAUGUGUCGAGAGAGAAACAGCACACCGACAUAAACACAUUCAUGCUCAGAAGAAUCCAUAUAGAUAUUUAGAGCUGUGGUUUCUGUUCCCUCCUCCCCUCUCCCUUCAGUCUGUAUUUGAGAAACAGAGUUAAGAAUGUCGGGUCACAUAGGGCUGCGUGUCAAAAGGUCGAGGGUGUAUGACGACAACUUAGAGACAGAGAAAACAGUCUCUGUUCACCUGACACCCGAGACUUCCCGCCUUACAAAUCACAGCAGGCGUCUCACAGCAGCUCGUAAACCUCCAGGAAGGUUUGAGGAGGACAAAUGUACUCCUCUCCCGGACCGGUUUCUUUCCUCUGUGGCUUUUUAAAUUUUUUUAUUUCAUUUGGUUUUCUCUAUUUGCGGUGUACUUUUUGUGACCAGUGACUUAAGUAUUGUGCUAUCUCUGUAUGAGAAGAGAAAAAAAGAUAAAACACUCAACAGGUGUUUCCCUGUUAAAGGUUUUAAUUUGAAUUUUAUUUUUGUACCCAAAUGUUUAUUUUGCUUUCUGUAAGCUGAAACUGAAUGAAAUAUGCAGGAAUGUUUAAGGGAAAGGGUUGUUGUUGUGUCUUUAUCCACUAAACAAGUAAACAAGUCUUUCAGUUCUGAAAGUUACAAAACAUGUAAUCCAGAAUUUAUUUAACGUGUCGUGUUAGAUGGAGGAGGAAGUAGCAGCUGAUUAGCCUCAUGUUGUAGCUAGUGAUCGGUGAGGCUCAGAAGAGAGGGGGGAGGGGGGCAGGGGGGCAGGCUGACUCUCCCAGAGGAAUGUGGGUUGUGUUUGGACCCCUGUAAACUCCUAAAAUGUAUCCCAUCUACACUUCAUCUCCAUAGUGACUGUCCCAUCAUGCACAGUGCAAAAGAAAACCAGUAUAUGUGUGUGGCCAUGCAUUGAACAAUAAAAAGAAACUCGUAUAAGAUGAUCACUACUUUC